CUACGUAUUCAGGGGCCGGCUUUCCAGUAGAGCACUGGUGUUUCUAUUAAGAAGAGCAGAAGAGAAUAUAAGGAGUUCAAAAGUCACACAGGGAGUAUGUCGACAACGAUUCGUAUCUCUACGUUCUUAGCAGUCUUUGCCAUUUUCUUUGGCCAAUCGAUGUCUUGCGACUCUUCUCUGCCAUCGGGUAAGGACUGGGCUAACGAUUGGGACUUGCCGAUGAAUUUCGAGUGCGAAAACGGCAACGCAAUCACUUCGCUGUACAGUUUCUGGCUGGGCUGUAAAAAUGAUCGCGUCUGGAGCUUGGAAUGUGGUGCUGUUGGGAAAUUCAACAACGAGAAAAAGUGCUCGCUGACCGCGGAAGUAAAUGAGUGGGAUGGGCCACUGUUCAAAAUGUGCGAUGGCAACGGCUAUGUGGGCGGAUUGUCCAGCGUACAUGACAACGGCAAGGAGGACCGAAGGUUCAAGGUUCUAUGUUGUAAGUCACCCAAUCACCGAACAACUGAUUGCUACACCCAGAUCUUGAAUGACUUCCGAGCUGUUAUAGAUUACACGGUGCCAGAAGACCAUGUGAUAGUUGGGUUCUACAGCUAUCACCGAAACGAUAAAGAGGACCGUGCUUGGCAGGCCCGUGUUUGCCGUGUGCGAAAGAUACGCUGAGCAUGUUAAUCGACGAUCAAGGCAAUUGACAAGACGUCAUGAAUUAUAAGACAUUGGUGCAGGGAUCAAGGAUGAAUAAAGUGUAGGGUUCUCUCGAAACAGAAAAAUAAAAGUAUU
Molecule: messenger RNA, 777 nt
Organism: Pocillopora verrucosa
Lineage: Eukaryota; Metazoa; Cnidaria; Anthozoa; Scleractinia; Pocilloporidae
Product: hemagglutinin/amebocyte aggregation factor-like
Biological process (GO): collagen fibril organization
Cellular component (GO): extracellular matrix
Source: RefSeq, a predicted model, not a curated record